UCCAAGCUUUUUACUGCACAUAACAAAUGUAUCAAUGUACCCAUCUAGGGAGGUAAGAUCUUACUUCCUUCAUACUUCAUCAUCGCCUUAUUGGAAGGCGUGAAUAUAUGUCUUCCGUUUAAACAAUUCCCCCUGCUUUCAAUGUCCCACUUUUUGGAUAACAGUCAAACAACGAGAUCAAGCUGCAUCCUUCCCUUCCAUUCCCGUCUGAUAGGUUUAUCUUCGGAUGCAGCUCUCUCCGCUUUUAAUGCUUAUCAGCUCCCGUUCCACAAGCUUUCAGCACAUAUCAGGAAGCUCUUGAAUUAGCCUACAGGAAGUGAAUAUAGCCUCUGCAUAUGGUAUAGAUGUGGACCGUGAGCUUUGUGGUCAUUGAAUAACGCAAUAGGACCUUACAUUAACGUCAGCAUAACCCCGUCAACCUUCAGAUCUUAAUGAUUCCUUUCUUCCACUUUUUUCACUACCUGUAACUCUCACUAACCUUCACCAUGGGUAGACUCAUAGAUGAAAAGGCCAUGGAGAGCAAUGAGCAUACCCCAUUAAUCGCGACGCUCGUUGUUGCUCCACCGCGACAAAGAUAUCAACAUAAUACCAUUCGUCGAUUCGUCACCAUCGCAGCAACUUGUUGUUUAAUCGUCGCCGUUUUCCUAUUCUUACUACCCCUUUCCUUCAUUCCUCGACAUCAUAGGCAUUGGCACCACGAUGAACCUUAUCAAGAAUCAUCUGCUUCCAUCACGUACGAAGAACUUCAACAAAUAUUACUCGACACUCCAAAGGCCGAAAAGGCAAGAGAAUGGAGUAAAUAUUAUACAUCUGGACCUCAUGUAGCUGGAACAAAUAAGAGUCAGGUUCUUUGGACCCAGGAAAGAUGGCAGGAAUUUGGCAUUGAAUCUGAAGUCAUUUCCUAUGAUGUUUAUCUCAAUUAUCCUCGUGGUCAUCGACUUGCUUUAUAUGAAAAGAAAAACACCAAGGGUUCUGAUGUUGAGGAAUUGAAAGUCAAAUUUGAAGCUAGUUUGGAGGAAGAUGUACUUGAAGAGGACGAUACCAGUGGAUUGGACAGCAGAAUUCCAACCUUCCAUGGAUAUUCCGCAUAUGGAAAUGUCACCGCACCAUACGUUUACGUCAAUUAUGGUACCUACGGAGACUUUGAAGAUUUAAUAAGGCUCAACGUCAGUUUGGAAGGUAAGAUCGCUAUUGCAAGAUAUGGCGGCGUCUUUCGCGGUCUCAAGAUCAAACGCGCACAAGAACUGGGAAUGGUUGGAGCUGUUCUUUUCACUGACCCUGGUGAUGAUGGAGCGAAUACUGAAGAGAAUGGAGUUACUACGUACCCAGAAGGACCAGCCAGAAAUCCAAGUAGUGUCCAAAGAGGAAGUGCUCAAUUCCUUAGUAUUGCACCUGGAGAUCCGUAAGUCAUACCUUCUUGCAAUAUAUGACAGCAACCUAACUAUCUUGUAGAACCACCAUAGGAUAUCCUUCAAAACCUGGGGCUCCACGUCAACCUGUGGAUGGUAAAAUUCCCUCCAUUCCUUCUCUUCCAAUAUCUUAUGCCGAUGCUUUACCCAUUCUUAAGGCCUUAAAUGGCAUUGGACCUGGACCGAAAGAUUUAAACAAAUGGUGGGAUCGAAACCUUGGCUUGGCAUACAAAGGAGUAGAAUACAACAUUGGUCCCUCGCCAGACAAUAUCGUACUUAACCUCGUCAACGAUGUCGAAUAUGUUACCACACCUAUUUGGAAUUUGAUUGGUAUAAUCAAUGGAACCUUACCGGAUGAAGUUAUCAUUAUUGGAAACCAUCAUGAUGCUUGGAUUGUAGGUGGUGCUGGUGAUCCAAAUAGCGGUUCCGCAGCUCUCAAUGAAGUUGUUCGUAGUUUUGGUGUCGCUGUUUCAAAGGGAUGGAAACCAUUGCGUACAAUUGUAUUUGCAAGUUGGGAUGGUGAAGAAUAUGGCUUGGUUGGUUCAACUGAAUGGGUCGAGGAAUAUCUACCAUGGUUGAAUAAAGCUAAUGUGGCCUACAUCAACUGUGAUGUUGGUACUAGUGGACCUACUUUUGGAGCUUCGGCAAGUCCACUUCACAACAAAGCUUUAUACGAAGUCUUAAGCUUAGUUCAGUCACCUAAUCAAACAGUUCCAGGACAAACUGUUGGUGAUGUUUGGGAUGGAUCUAUUCAUACUAUGGGUAGUGGUAGUGAUUUUACAGCUUUUCAAGAUUUUGCCGGAGUUCCAUCAAUUGAUCUUGGAUUUGGACCAGAUGUUAACCACGAAGGCAAUGGUGGAGCUGUCUUCCAUUACCACUCUAAUUAUGAUUCGUUCUAUUGGAUGGAUACAUAUGGGGAUCCAGGAUUUCGUUAUCAUGAAGCCAUGUCAAAGAUUUGGGCUCUAUACACCGCCAAGAUGGCCGAAACUCCAAUUAUUUCUUUCAAUGCUACCGAUUAUGCCGACGCAUUACAAGGUUAUAUUAGCAAGACCGAGUCGAAGUUAGAUUCUAUUAUGAUUGGAUCUUCUUCUGACGGACAAGAUGAAGAAGCUCGAUUCCGUCCAAGUAAUAUCGAAACAAAGGGUGACAUCAAUACUUUGAAACUUUCCUUCAAACGCCUUCACCAUCGUGCUACUGCUCUUAAACACGCAGCGAUUCGUCAUGAUUCUUCUGCUGAAAUCCUUGCCAAACAAGCAGGUCAAGAUCUUCCAUGGUGGAAAUGGGCAUCUAAAGUCAAACUUUACUACAAGAUUCGAACAGUCAAUGAGAAAUACAAAUAUCUAGAGAGAAAGUUCUUAUACCCGGAAGGAUUAGAUGGUAGAUCAUGGUUUAAACAUGUGGUUUAUGCACCGGGACUUUGGACUGGUUAUGCAGGGGCUGUUUUCCCAGGUUUGGUUGAAAGUAUUGAUGCACAAGAUUAUGAGAAUGCGGAGAAGUGGAUUGGAAUUAUUUCGGAGUGUUUGGAAAGUGCGGCUGAGUGGUUAGCAUGAGGUUUUGAGGGACAAUUUCUGCGGGGUGGUAACGUGAAAUAGUAGAAAGAGAUACACACAGACAGAUGAUGGAAGGGGCUAGAGAGAUACAGGAUUACAGGAUUACAGGAUACAUACAUGAUGGUUUUAGUGAAAUAUACAUUAUAGACAGAAAACUUUCAAUACACAGAGUGCUAGAGGAUAUAAGUUCUUUCCUUUUCUUUUUAUACCGUCUGGUACUGGAUAGAUAUAUAAGAUAUACCUAAACAAUCCAAUACCCAAAUUC
Molecule: messenger RNA, 3224 nt
Organism: Sclerotinia trifoliorum
Lineage: Eukaryota; Fungi; Ascomycota; Leotiomycetes; Helotiales; Sclerotiniaceae
Source: the annotation of a GenBank genome assembly